This is a messenger RNA of Prosopis cineraria, 3061 nucleotides long. Its product is annotated as BTB/POZ domain-containing protein NPY1. The record is from RefSeq and is a predicted model, not a curated record. Gene Ontology annotation, molecular function: protein binding. The coding region runs from base 983 to 2815 and encodes 610 amino acids. Lineage: Eukaryota; Viridiplantae; Streptophyta; Magnoliopsida; Fabales; Fabaceae. The transcript has 4 exons.
UUUCUUUCCUUAAGCUGCCUUCGAACAUGAAGUUAUUAGGAGAAUGUUCUUUUCGUUUUUCUGGCUUUCGGCGCGGUAGUGCCUGCAGAUUCUGGGUCUUGAUUUUUCUUUCAAUUCGUGUUGUUAAGUGGUUCGAGAAUUUUCUGCAUUCUUGGAUCGUUAUAGUCGGAGUAUUUGUGAGAGCCAUAUUAAUUCAUGUUAGUACAGUUUGUGGUUUUGCAUUGAAUUCGAACUGAGAUUAUAAGCGGAGUGAGGCUCUACCACCGGGGGGGUAUAUUCCUGAUUGCGUUGAGAACCGAGAGGAAUAUGGUCUGUGUGGAUAAUCAUUCCGUUCUAUUUCAUAAUUUUACAAGCACCGUGAAAACACAGCAUGGAAAAGAGAAUAAAAGAUAGACUUCAUUGACAGAGAUGUCAAUAUUUAAUUUCCGGUGACACAGAAAAAGGAGGAACAGCCUGAAAAAGUAGGAGGUGGUCCACCCUUAACCCUUCGAACUUUGAUACAUGUAUUUUGAGUAUGUGGUCCAACCAUCGAUCAUGGCAAAGUUAGCCCCUUUAAACUAUACUGUCAAUUUUAUUACUAACCGGGUUACUUGACUCUGUUUCUCUACCCGCAUAUAUUUCUUCCCUGACUCAUAAAUGACUAUCUUGGCUUGUUAGUGCAGCCGAUUAAUUACGUAUUGAGAAUAGAUGUUAAUUGAUAGUUGUUGUUGAUAGGUUAUUUUUUGAAUACGUUGAAUUUGAAAAUUAUGUUUGACAGUGAAAUAUCACCUGUGCCUUGAGAGUGAGGUUUCAUUCAUCAGUGACGCAAAAACGAAUUCUGCAAAAAUUGAAAAGAAAGAAAGGGAAAAGGCCGUGGUGGGUACUGAAUUUAUUGGGUAGAGUCGUGCCUGGGGUCUGGCCUUAAAGCCGUGUUUCCUAGUAAAAAGAGUUGGCUGAAAUAUCCUGGCGUAAUGUUAACCUUUUAUUCUAACAUAAUUUUUGAAUGCAAUCUGAAUCCUGUACGCACUGCAUGAGAUCAGUGAGGUAUUCGUCAUCUGAAUUGACUACAGAUAUUGUCGUAAAUGUUGGCGAAGUCAAGUUUUUCCUGCACAAGUUCCCUCUUCUGUCCAAGAGCAAUCGAUUACAAAAGCUGGUAUCGAAAGCUAAUGAAGAUGAUUCUGACGAAAUUUUCUUGAAUGAAUUCCCUGGAGGGGCCAAGGCAUUUGAAUUAUGUGCAAAGUUCUGCUAUGGAAUGACAGUUACUCUUAAUGCCUACAACGUUGUGGCUGCUCGCUGUGCAGCUGAGCAUCUUGAAAUGACUGAGGAUGUUGAUAGGGGAAACUUAAUUUUUAAAAUUGAGGUAUUUCUUAACUCAAGCAUCUUUCGGAGCUGGAAAGAUUCCAUAAUUGUUCUACAAACUACAAAAUCUCUUCUCCCUUGGUCUGAGGAUCUGAAGAUCAUUGGCAGAUGUAUAGAUUCUAUAGCUUCUAAAACUUCGGUGGACCCAACUAACAUCAGAUGGUCCUACACACACAACCGAAAACUAACUGAGCCUGAUAGAAUUACUGAACACAGGAUGACAUAUAAAGAGAAAGUUGAGUCUGUUCCUAAGGAUUGGUGGGUUGAAGAUAUUUGUGAGCUGGACAUUGAUCUUUACAAACGAGUAAUGAUUAAUGUGAAGUCAAAGGGAAGAAUGGAUGGUCCUUUAAUUGGGGAGGCACUGAAAACAUAUGCGAUCAGGUGGUUGCCUGAUUCUAUUGAGGCAUUGGUUUCUGAAGCUCAUGCACAAAGAAACAAAUUUCUGGUGGAAACAAUUGUCUGUCUAUUACCAUCUGACGGUGCUGCGGGUUGUUCUUGUAGUUUCCUUUUGAAGCUAUUGAAAGUGGCCAUACUAGUAGGUGCAGAUGAGUCGUCAAAAGAAGAAUUAGUGAAAAGCACCUGCCUUAAAUUGCAUGAGGCUUCUGUCAAAGAUCUACUGAUCCCUGCAAGGCCUCCUCAGACUACCAUAUAUGAUGUUCAGUUGGUACAAUGUCUUUUGAAUCGAUGCAUGAAUGAAAAGGGCAGCAGCUGCAAUGUGGAAGUUGCAGGGAAGAAAGAUAAAGGAAAUGACAAAGCAAUAUUUGCACAUAUGUUCUUUGUGAAGAUCGGUCAGUUGGUGGACAAUUUUCUUGUCGAAAUUGCACAUGAUCCGAAUCUCAGCCUUUCUAGGUUUGUUGACUUGUCGCAAACAGUACCGGUAUUUGCCAGACCAAAUCAUGAUGGUCUGUACAGAGCUAUUGACAUAUACUUGAAGGAGCACCCAAAUGUGACAAAAGCUGAAAGGAAGAAGCUAUGUGGACUGAUGGACGUGAAGAAAUUGUCAGUGGAUGCAUCUAUGCAUGCCGCACAGAAUGAGCAGCUUCCACUUCGGGUUGUAGUGCAGGUUCUCUUUUUUGAGCAGCUCAGAACUUCUGCCAGCGCUCGCGCUCUUGGUGAUAAGAAUUCAUGUAAGCCUUUGACGUACGCAGUGAGCACAGAUGAAGAAUGUGAGACAAUAGUCGGUGAGAAGCACCAAUCGCUUGAGAACCAGAUGUGUAAUUUGAAGAUGAAGGAAGAAGAAUUCCCCAAGAAUGGGAGACUGAGCAAGACAAAUAGCAAAAGCAGCAGACGUGGAAUGCAAUUACUUCCUUCACGUUCAAGGAGAAUCUUUGACAAGUUAUGGAUUGGUGGCAAAGGACAAGGAGAGUACAGGGGAUCAGAGACAUCAGGAAGUUCAAAUAGUCCGACAUCUAUUGUCCCGGGAUACACCAAGUCAUCAGGUUCAUCAUCUAGGCACAGGAGGUACUCUAUUUCUUGAGGAGAUUAUCUUCAGUGAAGCGUAGAGUGCUGGUGUUUGUGGUUACUGUUAUUAUCUCCUGUGCAUGUAAACAGGAAAAAAGUGGCACGAAUACUACAGAAAAUUUAGUGAUUUUUUGGUCUGUCUAAUUUGGACAUCAUUUCGUCGUUUUGUUGUAUAGAAUCAUGAUCCUUUAUUAUUUUUAAUGACCCAUGUCAGGGAAAAUGGUAAUGAUCCUUCAUUGAACUUCUGAAGGAUUUAAUAACA